CAGCAGAGUCCGCGCUGUGCUCUUGAGACGCAGGGACGAGACGCGUGAGGAAGGAAGCAGCGGCCUCUCUCCAAGAUGGCGGCGACCAUAGACAACAGCAAUGCUGCUCUGGCGACGAAGAAAAAGCACCUCGGGAUCCCGGAGGCCGCGUUUGUGGAGGACGUGGACACCUUCAUGAAGCAGGCCGGCAACGACACGGCCGACGCGGUGCUGAGGAGGCUGGACGAGCAGUACCAGAAGUAUAAGUACAUGGAGCUCAACCUGUCCCAGAAGAAACAGAGGUUGAAAAACCAGAUCCCACAAAUCACAGAGACGCUAGAAAUCCUCCGACACAUGCAGAAGAAAAAGGAAACCACAGAUCCCAUGGAGACUCACUUCCUAUUGGCUGACAAUGUUUACUGCAAGGCCUCAGUGCCGCCCACCGACAAAGUCUGUCUAUGGUUAGGGGCUAACGUGAUGCUGGAGUACGACAUCGACGAGGCCCAGGCUCUCCUCGAGAAGAACCUCUCCACGGCGUCACGCAACCUGGAGCAGCUCGUGGAGGAUCUGGAUUUCCUGCGAGACCAGUUCACCACCAUCGAAGUCAACAUGGCCCGAGUCUACAACUGGGACGUGAAGAGAAGGAGCAAAGAAAACCUCCUGAAAUCAGCAGACAAGUCUUAAUAUCCUCCUCCUCCUCUUCAGCUGAAUAUCUUCUCUUUAGUCCGAA
Molecule: messenger RNA, 709 nt
Organism: Hippoglossus stenolepis (Pacific halibut)
Lineage: Eukaryota; Metazoa; Chordata; Actinopteri; Pleuronectiformes; Pleuronectidae
Gene: vbp1
Product: von Hippel-Lindau binding protein 1
Exons: 6
Coding region: 76-663 (195 amino acids)
Biological process (GO): tubulin complex assembly; protein folding; microtubule-based process
Cellular component (GO): cytoplasm; prefoldin complex
Molecular function (GO): tubulin binding
Source: RefSeq, a predicted model, not a curated record